Messenger RNA from Protopolystoma xenopodis, 393 nucleotides. The record is from the annotation of a GenBank genome assembly. NCBI's taxonomy places the organism in Eukaryota, Metazoa, Platyhelminthes, Monogenea, Polystomatidea, Polystomatidae.
AUGGCAUUUCUUAUCUUGUUCUACCUUCGGCUCUAUCUCUACCCGAGACGAGUGCUGCACAUCACCAACUGGUGCGUCUACAUCCUACACAAAGGAGGACAUCCAAGGUUCUACCUGGUUAUCAAUGUACUGCUAAUCUCUUUGCAGUUCAUGCACAUCUACUGGUCUUGGUUUAUCCUGAAGCUCUGCUUCCGUGUUUUGACCGGUCGGAUGAAGGAGCUGAGUGAUAUUCGAGAAGAAAAUGAGCCCGUUUUGUGUAGCAAACCUGAUACAAAAACUGAGGUCCCUUCCAUGAGUUCCAACUGCCAUGAAAAGAACUCUAUAAAUGGAGUUAUAACAGGCAAGUUGUCCGACGACUGUUCAAAGUCUAGACUUCACCUUAAAUCUGCCUAG